Molecule: messenger RNA, 2756 nt
Organism: Nyctereutes procyonoides (raccoon dog)
Lineage: Eukaryota; Metazoa; Chordata; Mammalia; Carnivora; Canidae
Gene: OMA1
Product: OMA1 zinc metallopeptidase
Exons: 10
Coding region: 951-2528 (525 amino acids)
Biological process (GO): mitochondrial protein processing; protein quality control for misfolded or incompletely synthesized proteins
Cellular component (GO): mitochondrial inner membrane
Molecular function (GO): metalloendopeptidase activity
Source: RefSeq, a predicted model, not a curated record
AAUUUUUUAGAAUUUUUAAUUUUAAAUAGUAUUGACGCAGCGUGGGGUUGCCUCGGACCGACACCUUCACCUGCGGAAAACCGCUUCUAGCGGCCUAAAGCGACUCGGGGGGCGGGGGGGCCCUCCCUUAGCUUCGCAAAGUUUCCCUCCUAAACCCUGUGCCGCGAAGAGCUGAGCACGUCCUCGUCUCUAAACGGUUCUAGGCAGUUGUGAUAAUUUCUUCACGAACCUGUCUGCAAGAGGUCGCUUUAAAAAAAAAAAUUAUUUUUUUAAAAAGAUUUUUUAAUUUUUAUUUUUUUUUUGAGAUUUUAUUUAUCAUUCAUUGAAAGACACAGAGAGAGAAAGGGGAGAGAUACAGGCAGAGGGAGACGCAGGGAGCCCGACGCAGGACUCGAUCCCAGGUCUCCGGGGUCACGAUCUGGGCUGCAGGCAGGUGCUCAACCACUGAGCCACCUGGGCUGCCGCCUCCCCCCCCCACCCCCACCCCCACCCCCGGGCCAAGAGUCACUUUUUAUGGCUUUUAAAUAAUGCCACUGACCUGUGUAGAACAGAGCAGCAGUUUAACUGCACCAUGGAGCCUCAAUGAGAAAUUUUAGUCCAGGGUUGGGGGGGUUGCGAUGAAGACCCCUCAUUUGGAAUUCAGGGAUUGAUCAACUAUCACCACUGCCACCGAUGCCGUGUGGCCCUCGCUCCAGUGAUGCAGACUUAAAACAUGCAUCAGAUCGGCCACAGGGAAGGGGUGCGGUCUGACAUUUGAAAGCUUGAAACCCAAUCUGACAGCUGUUUCCAUAGAAACUAGAGAAGAAAUAGUCAUUUUCAGCAGAGUUGUGAAAACCGUCUUCCAGGCUUCAGCCGUGAGCGCCAGUGAGUGCUGUACUCGCUCAUUCUGAGACGGUACUUAAAGGAACUCAGGAUCUGAAAUGUUCUUAGGAUAAUCAAGGAGAAGAAAGAUGAGCUUCAUCUGUGGACUGCAAUCUGCUACUAGAAACUGUGUUUUCUUCCGAAUACAUUUGCUGACCAACUGGCGAAGAUGUAACACACUAACUGUGACCUCACCAGACUGUCAUCAAGUACAAAUUAGUCAGAUAGUUAAUAAGUGUCAGGGUCUGGAAGUGAAUCAGUGUGAUAGGUUGACUUUUCUGCCUGAAAAUUUUUAUUUCUGUAGGACUUUUAAUAACAAACGACCGAAAUGCCUCUUGAGCACGAGAUGUAAGGAAUUUGGGAUGGUUACCCCAAACUGUACUGCGUGGAAUGGCUCUUUUUCGAGACAGCUACUGAUAAAAGAAGUUGCAGAAGUUCCUGCCCUUUCACUAUUGCAUCCUUUAAACUGUCUUCCCAAAAGAGACACCAGGAGUUUCCACACUUCUCCUCGGUUUCAAGCUGCUCCAGUUCCUCUCUUGUUGAUAAUUCUUAAACCAGUGCAGAAACUAUUUGCAAUCAUUGUAGGCAGGGGCAUAAGGAAAUGGUGGCAGGCACUUCCUCCUAACAAGAAGGAGCUAUUUAAAGAAAGUUUAAGAAAGAAUAAAUGGAAGUUACUCCUUUGUUUCGGUAGUUUUGGAUUGCUCUUUGUAGUGUUUUAUUUUACUCACCUGGAAGUCAGUCCUGUCACAGGAAGGAGCAAGUUACUAUUAUUGGGGAAAGAACAUUUCAGACUUUUAUCAGAAUUGGAAUACGAAGCAUGGAUGGAAGAAUUUAAAAAUGAUAUGCUUACUGAGAAGGAUGCCCGAUACUUAAUGGUUAAAGAAGUAGUUAAUCAUUUGAUUGAAUGCAAUAAAGAUAUUCCAGGGGUCUCUGAGAUCAAUUGGAUUAUCCAUGUGGUUGAUUCUCCAGAUGUAAAUGCCUUUGUGCUUCCAAAUGGACAAGUGUUUAUCUUCAUUGGACUUUUAAAUAGUGUGACUGAUAUCCACCAACUUUCCUUCCUUCUGGGCCAUGAAAUAGCACAUGCAAUACUUGGGCAUGCUGCAGAAAAGGCUAGCUUCGUUCAUUUAUUGGAUUUCCUAGGUCUGAUUUUUCUCACAAUGAUUUGGGCCAUUUGUCCUCGAGAUAGUUUGGCACUUUUGGGCCAGUGGAUACAGUCUAAACUACAGGAGUAUAUGUUUGAUAGACCGUACAGUAGAACAUUGGAGGCUGAAGCUGACAAAAUUGGACUACAGCUAGCUGCAAAGGCUUGUGUUGAUGUCAGAGCCAGUUCUGUGUUUUGGCAGCAGAUGGAAUUUGCAGAUAGCCUUCAAGGCUAUCCCAAGUUGCCAGAAUGGUUAUCCACACAUCCUUCUCAUGGAAAUCGAGCUGAGCGCUUGGAUAGACUCAUACCUCAGGCUCUUAAAAUUAGAGAGAUCUGUAAUUGCCCACCACUUUCGGGACCAGACCCUCGAUUACUAUUCAAACUCAGCAUGAAGCAUUUUCUGGAAGAAUCGGAGAAAGAAAACCUAAAAAUCACUGCUGAGAAACAGAAAAUGGAUACUCUUACCAUUCAACAACAGAAGCAAAUACCUUUAACAUACAUAGUUGAGAAAAGAACUGGCAGUUGAAUUAAAAUUUAUGAGACAUGGGAUAUAUGAAGAAUGUAUCAGCCCUUACCAUUUUUAUGUUACUUUUUAAAAAAUGAUGUUUGAGAUAAAAAAAUGUAUAUUCAGGGUCAAAUCAUGUAUAUUACAAGUAUUAUCUAAAUUCUUCAAGGUAUUUUCAUGAAAUAUUGAUGUAUUUUAAUCUAUUUUAAAAUAUCUUCAAUGAGGAAAAUGUCACAGAAUAAAUUUAUA